CUACAGGACAAGUACGCCUUACCAGCUUCUGCAGUACUGCAUAGCUGAAACAGAAGAAUGCAUUUUUAACAUGGAGAAAUCUCCCCUUUAAAGUGAGAAGCAUCUUAAAUAUCUGGACUGGAAGCGUGGGACUGAGUUACAGUGUAUAUCCACAAUGGAGGACGUUUGUAAUGGAGAUGUUGAUCUGUACUGUGCAGAAGUAGAGGACACUCCACCAACACCACAGUCUGGCUGCAAGGAGACACAAAUGGAGAGCUUAUUGAAGGAUCUGGGCUUGGAGCAACACUACAAUGAGAAGAUAUCCCUGAGCACAGUACUUCAGAUUGAUGGGAAGACCAUUACUGAUGAACCUGUCAAGUGUAAUUCAGAUCUUCCGUUGUAUUUUCUGAAGAAACUGAUGAUGGUUAAUGUGACAGCUAGGAAUGUGAAAUUCAUUUCAGGAUGUGACUUAAACUGUGAUGCUGCAUCAGGGAAUAUAGGGUUAGAUCUUGAUAAAUUGCUCAACAGUUCAAAUACAGGUAACAUGCUAAACCCGCUUGACGUAAUUACUGCUCUUUUUCUGUGUUCUGAUGGUUUUGUACAGCAGGAAAUGGCACUCAAAAUGUCUAUGUGUCAGUUUUCUGUGCCUCUGCUGCUUCCCAGUUGUGACACAGAAAAGUGCACACUUAUGCUGUGGGCCAUGAGAGACAUUGUUAAAAAGUACAGGCCUCAGUCACUGUCUGAAUCCAAGGGCUUCAUUGAAGACAGAAUUGUUCUCUCAGAUCUUCCAAUGAUAUCUUUUGUGAGAUUAGGUGAAUGCUCCUUGUCCAAGUCAGAGAUUCUCAAUAAACUUCUGAGCAAUUCUCAGCAGUACCAUGACACCUUUGUUCAUGGCAACAUGGAGUGUGGCGACAGUCCGAGGCGAAUAUCCAAUGGAUUGGUUGAAAUGACUUGGUACCUUCCUUGUGGAAACAAAAACAUGGAUCUUUUCAGUGAACCAGUUGCUGUAGCUAACCUUCGUGGGGAGAUUGCUUCAUUUGAAACACAGUACUCUUUUUUGUGUCAGACAUCUACAGCAGUUUUUGUGUUCUUUGACAAUUUGGACUCUGAGUGCAGGCUACUGACCAACCAACACCAGAAGGCGCAGAUCUUCUUGGUAGGGAACUGUGAAAGUAAGAGAUUCAGUUUGGAUGCACUGAAAAAGGUAGCAACCAAGCUGGGCUUGACCAACAGCAACAUCAUUUUGAAGACUAAAGGUAUGAAUGAUGCAGACUUUGUGAGAAAUUUGAGGAAAACAGUCAGGGAUGUUGUUGAAAACCCAAAGAUGAAGAUGCCAAUAGAGCAGAUGGCUGACAUUGCCCAUGAACUGGGAAUCUUGGUUGAUGAAGACUCUCCAGAGUGCCAGACUGCCAAGAAAAAUGCAGAUCUCAUCACUGCAGAAAUUCAAGACAACCUCAAAUACAAAGAAGCUCAGCUUCCCAGGCAAGGCCAAAUAUGGAAGGAACUGACUUGCUUAGAGAAGGAAGAAUUUCGGCUUCGGAAAGUUGGAUCUGAAAAUAUAGAAAUGUACAAAAGUAAUCUUAAGGUACAGAAAAAAAAACUUAGGGGAAAACAGAACUUUUACAACAUAUCACCUGCUAUGAUAUGUUUCAUCAAUGCAAUAUCAAGCCCUGGGAUAGAGAGAUCCUAUUUCCUGAAAUGGAUGCGAAUUAACCUCGAUAACCUGUCUCGAGAAAAACUUUCUGGUCUCAGGGAACAAUACAAAAAGAAAUGUAAGAGUUCUGAGAACAAAGAGGAGAUUAAAGACAUCGACAGACAACUUUCCAACAGCUCACUGGGGACUGAACACUUCUUCCGUGAAAUGGGUCAAAUCUAUGAAGCUUCAGUUUCCCUUCCAGAAACGGACCCAUCACGUCAACAAUUACAGCAUCUUCCAAAACUCUGUGCAGAAUUGUUGCUUGAUGGAUUUCCUCUUGAGCUUGUUGAUGGAGAUGCAUCCAACAUACCUCUCAGAUGGGUGAGUGAUGUUCUCUCUCAGCUCAAUGACUUGGUGGCUCCCAAGAGCAAGAUAUUGGUGGUCACAGUACUUGGAGUUCAGAGCACAGGAAAGUCCACUCUGCUUAACACCAUGUUUGGAGUGCAGUUUGCUGUCAGCAGUGGUCGAUGCACUCGAGGUGCCUUUAUGUUGCUCAUCAGAGUCAGUGAAGAUAUGAGAAAAGUACUCAACUGUGACUUCAUGGUGAUCAUUGACACUGAGGGUUUAAAGUCACCAGAGCUUGCACAACUGGAUGAUAGCCAUGAGCAUGACAAUGAGCUUGCAACACUUGUUGUGGGGCUGAGUGAUAUCACCAUUAUCAAUAUUGCCAUGGAGAAUUCAACAGAAAUGAAGGACAUCCUACAAAUAGUUGUGCAUGCUUUUCUCAGGAUGAAAGAGGUUGGCAAAAAGCCCAAAUGUCAGUUUGUUCACCAGAAUGUGUCAGAUGUUUCAGCCCAUGACAAGAACUUACGAGACAGGAAGCUGCUCUUGCAGCAGUUAAAUGAAAUGACCCAGGCAGCAGCCAAAAUGGAGAAGAAAGAAGAGAACAAGCGCUUCACUGAUGUGAUGGAGUACAAUCCAGACACUGGGAACUGGUACAUUCCUGGACUCUGGAAUGGAAACCCACCAAUGGCACCAGUCAAUGCAGGGUACAGUGAAGCUGUAUAUGAGCUCAAGAAGAACAUCAUCCAAAUGCUGGGAAAUUGCGAAUCAACAAACAAUAUCUCUGAGUUUACAGAGUGGAUGUCAAGCCUGUGGAAUGCAGUGAAGCAUGAAAACUUCAUCUUCAGCUUCAGAAACAGCCUGGUGGCUGAUGCCUACAUGAGGCUUUGCACAGAAUUCAACAAAUGGGAAUGGGAAUUCAAAAAAGAAAUGUACACCUGGGUCACAAAUGCUGAAACAAGAAUUUCCAAUUUUGGGAAAUUUGUUGUGAGAUCAGAGAAUCAUGACAUGAAAGAGUUUCUUGCAUGUUUGAAAAGUGAAGCUUGCACACUGCUGUCUAAAUGGGAGAUAAAGCUCCUUAAGAAUCUGACAGAGUACUUCAAGCAAACUGAGGGUCAUGUCUAUCUGGUAGAAGGAUACAAAGAGGAAUUCUCAAACAGUGCAAAAAGUCUUCGACGAGAAAUAGAGAGGUCUGUGUUUAAUCGGAUCACAGCAGCAGCAGAAAUCAAACAGGGAAUGGCAGAACUUGAAAGAGUCAAGAAGAAUCAUACAGAAGAAUUAGAUGGAAGAGUGUGCGCAUUAGUUGGGAAAUGUCGGAAGAAAAAAGUCAAGAUGACAGACACAGAGCUGGACCAAGAAUUUGAAAAAAUGUGGAAGGAAACAGUGGAUGCUCUAUCAUUUUCAAAACAAAAGGCAACAAAUGUCUUUACCAGUGUGUCUCACUCCCUGAGAACAAAUAUCUCACAUAAGGGGAGUUGUGCAUGUGAAGUAUUAAGCCAAAAAAGCCUACAUGAAUGUGGAUUGGAGCAAUUCAAAUAUACAGCUGAAGGAAUGUUUAACAAAUUUAAAAAGUUCUUCAACAUGCAAGGUCACACAAUCGCUGUACAAAAAAUGGCUGACAGCAUCAUAUCUGCCUGCUCACAGUUUGUGAAUGACAAAGUGGACAAGAAAAGUAAUUACCAUGACACUUACAUUGAGGAGAUCCUUCUCAUGAUUGAUGAGAGGCUGAAAAACAACCAAGAACUGAAGACAGGCAUUGAGUUUGAAGUUUCCCUAAAACAGCACAUCUGUGGAUUUGCAGCCAGGAAGUUUCAGGAAAUGCAUGAAGAUUUCAUACAUGUGAAUGAUCCUUACAGAUGUCUGCUUCAAAACAAAGAAAAGUUUCGUACAGAUUUCAAAGAUGUCUUCAAUGAACGAGAUCAGUGCCAGAAGAAGGCACAAGAAUUCACCAACAAAUGCUUGAAGCCUGCAGUCGAAGACUUUGUCAACCGCUCCUUGGGUCCUGACAUCAUUGGUGAAAUGCAGACACGCUAUGAGUUCAAAACACGGAUGUACUUCCAGUAUUCAAUUUUAUUGGAUUUGUUCACCAAUGGUGACUUUGAAAAGUAUCUGAGCUACAUUUGCUCAUAUGAGGAUUAUGUGAAGGAAUGGACACUCAGCCAAAUAAUGGAACACUUCUCCAACCCAUGUAAAGCAUUUGAGUUUGAGGAUCAACACAUUCAGUCAAGUAUCAACAGCAUAAACAAUGCCAUCAACAAGGCCAAAACAGGAAAGAGUGACAACUUGAAGACAUUUGUUAAAGAUAUCUGCAAAGAACUUGGUGAUAAACUGGAUAUUCCCCAGGAUGCUCUUGGUGCUUUCAUGAUCCUGAACAAUGCAGUCCAGGAACAGUUUGCUUACUGGCUCAUAGAGUGCGUGAAGGAGAUGGCACAAGCUCUAAGAGAGAAGCUAAAAAGAUCCAACAUUGAAGUGAAACUAAAAGAUCUCAAUCCGAAGCCUCAGAAUGAGCUUUUCACCAAACUGAUGGGAUGUGGUAAACAGUGUCCAUUCUGCAAAGCACCUUGUGAAGCAGGAGGAAAUCAACAUACUGAGCACUGGACUUCUCUACAUCGCCCAAAGGGUCUUGGUAGAUUUAGGUGGGAUGUCACAGAAAAUCUUGUCAUUGACAUAUGCUCAUCUGCUGUCAUUAGUGAUGUGCGUUUUCGCUGUGAUGCUACUAAGGGUGAAUGGCACCCUUACAAGCGUUACAAAGAAAUUUUCCCAGACUGGAAAAUUGUUCCAGAUGUAAGCCUUCAGGCCUCAGACUACUGGAAAUAUGUAAUGGCGAAUUUCAACAAUGAGUUUGCUAAUGCAUAUAAAGCAAAGGCUGCUGAUAUUCCUUCAGCUUGGAAAAAUAUCACACCUGAGGAAGCAAAAAGAAGCCUGAAAGAGUCAUUUAACAUCAAAUGAGAGACUACUGACAUUUAUUCCUCAAGUGAUUUUAUGUUACAGAAAUGUACUUCCUCCUCCUUGC
This is a messenger RNA of Scomber japonicus (chub mackerel), 4970 nucleotides long. Its product is annotated as up-regulator of cell proliferation-like. The coding region runs from base 155 to 4906 and encodes 1583 amino acids. The record is from RefSeq and is a predicted model, not a curated record. The transcript has 4 exons. NCBI's taxonomy places the organism in Eukaryota, Metazoa, Chordata, Actinopteri, Scombriformes, Scombridae. Gene Ontology annotation, molecular function: GTP binding.